AUGACAGCAACAUCGUCUACCCGUUGCGCAAGCCCAUCGUCCUCGCGUUGUCAUAUCGUUGCCCAGUCAGCAGUGAGUUUGCAAGUACGAGCUACUUCGACAUCAGCCAAGAUGUCCAUGGUAGCGCCGGACCCGAAUAAGAACUUCCAACAUAUCUUGCGAUUGCUCAACACCAAUGUCAGCGGUAACAAGAAGAUCAUGUUCGCCUUGACGGAGAUCAAGGGUGUCGGUCGCCGAUACUCCAACGUCGUCCUCAAGAAAGCCGAUAUUGACCUCAACAAGAGGGCUGGAGAGCUCAACUCUGAUGAGCUCGAACGAGUAGUCACGAUCUUGCAAUCGCCUCAAAACUACAAGAUCCCGAUGUGGAUGCUCAACAGACAGAAGGACAUUGUUGAUGGCAAGUACUCGCACAUUGUCUCCAACGCACUCGACUCGAAGUACCGUGAGGAUUCACUUGCAGCUCGAGCGACUGAAGAAGAUCCGCAACCACCGUGGCCUGCGUCACUUCUGGGGUCUCCGUGUGCGUGGUCAGCAUACAAAGACAACCGGUCGUCGUGGAAAGACAGUCGGUGUCUCGAAGAAGAAGGGUUAGAUGACUCGCUCUGUUCGUUGUACGCAUCAUCGAUGCACAUUUGCUCGCAUUCCCCGCCUCCCUUCGCUGUCACGCCGGUCCGCGCGCGUACCAAAGCAACGCCCAUCGAACUCCUCCUCCCAUUUGCCUCGGCAGCAGCCAUCAGUCCGAUCGUGUCUAACGGACGAGGCUGGGAUGUCCUGCCCAGUCAGCCAUGGAUCGAAAUCGUAGCCUCUAAAAUUAUCGAUCCGGAGAAAGGCGAGCGUGGCACGGUCAUGCUGAUUUUGCUCGAGGCAGUCAUCGUAGGCCCAAGUUCGUUUAUGCCUGAUUGGCCGUUCGAUGGCACGUGCUGUCAGGCCAAAACCUCGUACCGUCUUCGCAUCAACCUUGAGACAGGCUCCGUCAGAAAUACCAACACGCUCACAUAUCGCUCCUGCAAGUCAGAGAGCGGGAUGACCCCCGAUCAGCGCUUCCCAGCAUGUCCAAAGAGCUACGUGCCCGAGCCUCCUUUUGUCGCGUUUUGCGAUUGGGCAGCACGUUCGAUGCAAUACCUCACUUGGCCUGUGGGAAAUGCAAAGCGCGAAAGCUACUCGUCGCAGGCUCUGUUUACGUUUCGUGUCGUCUAUAAGAAGGCUUCGUUUGCUUCGGCUCACUUAGCCCUACGAGGACACAGAGCCAAACAACAGUCACCAUGUUCUUCAAGUCCACCAUCGCUUCUGCCCUCGCCUGUCUUAUCAUCGUCGCGUCCGCGUCGCCCGUCACGCCCAACCUUGACGCGCGUCAAACUGUCAGUGAUCAGGCAGGAUCUGCGCUCAAAGGCGCCAAAUUGGUCUGCGGUAGCUGUCCAAAGCAUUGGACAUGUUGCGGCAAUUCAUGCUGCAUCAUCGACUAAGUAG
Mixia osmundae IAM 14324 is the source of this 1467-nucleotide messenger RNA. RefSeq lists its product as uncharacterized. Gene Ontology annotation, molecular function: RNA binding; structural constituent of ribosome. Gene Ontology annotation, biological process: translation. The record is from RefSeq and is a predicted model, not a curated record. Gene Ontology annotation, cellular component: small ribosomal subunit; ribosome; cytosol. The coding region runs from base 1 to 1467 and encodes 488 amino acids. The transcript has 17 exons. Lineage: Eukaryota; Fungi; Basidiomycota; Mixiomycetes; Mixiales; Mixiaceae.